Diplodia corticola is the source of this 1776-nucleotide messenger RNA. RefSeq lists its product as uncharacterized. NCBI's taxonomy places the organism in Eukaryota, Fungi, Ascomycota, Dothideomycetes, Botryosphaeriales, Botryosphaeriaceae. Gene Ontology annotation, cellular component: lipid droplet. The transcript is spliced from 6 exons. The record is from RefSeq and is a predicted model, not a curated record. The coding region runs from base 1 to 1776 and encodes 591 amino acids.
AUGUCCGCGCCUAAUGCGACCGCAACCAAUGGCCAUGCGCCACCUGGAGAUCUGCCUUCUCUCGCCGCCCUCUUCCUGAUCAAGUUCGACCUCAAAGUCGGCUACACCAUCACCUGGAAGCGCUCCCGGCCCGACCUCGAACUCGAUGGAGCCGUAGAAUUCAAGUCGUUGCCUUCGGGCCUGCAUAGCGUCAAAGAAGACCUGGUAUACUUCGUUCACGAACAGUACGUAGGGCUCAGCGCAUUCAUCAAUGAUCCGGCAUCUGAAGCGGAGCGCAACGCGCAUCUUGUGGCUGUGGGCAUCCUGGUACCUCUAAGCCAGGGUCGCCUUGGACGGAGCUGGCUGCACGCCCAAAGACUCCGAGAGCUGGCCAAGCUGCUCGCGCAUGACACAACAAAGACGGAGCCCCUGGAGCAAUACUGGACCGCCAAUUCUGCAGAGCGCAGCGCCGAUACCCCAGAAAAUGAGCUGUCCGAGACGUCAUCCACCGUUUCGCGUCCUCCACCUUCGGUGCUUAGGAAGAAAAAGAGCUAUGCGAGAGAUCGCGGGCUGUCCAACGUGACUGCGUUCCAUCCUACACAUGAAACCUUGGAUGUCGCCCAUCCCGCCCUGUCCAUAAUCAAGUACAUAGAUACCUUCGGCCCUUUGGUCUUCCCUCUCCUUAGAUUGGCGUUGCUUAGGAAGCGCGUCUUGUUCAUCACGCCUCCGCCGGUUCGGUUGGCUUGCGAGUUUGUUUAUGACCUCUCGAUACUUUCAACCAUUCCUUCCUCGGUUACAGAUGUUCUCCCUCCAGGGUCUGAACCGUUGCAACGAUUGCGAAGCUUGUUCACAGUUGGGAUCCACGACAUUCCCAAGUUGCAGGAGGAUGCGUCCAAACACGAAUCUGCGAAGCUGUCGAAUGAGCCUCUGGAGGAAGGUAAUUGGUCUCCAGGCUGGGCAGCCUGUACCACUGAUGAAGUCCUGGCCAUCAAGACGAACCUCUACGAUGUCACUGUCGAGCUGCCAGCGCAAGUGGAAUCCUCGAUAGAAGAAAAGCGAUGGCCGAGGAUCAAGACGGCGGCAGGCAGAGAGAUCAAGGCGACUCAGCGAGACUUGAGACGAUUCCGCAUCCUGCACGCAGAGCUUCGCAAAACGCAACGGCACUCUGUCGAAAUGCCACGGGCCGAGGAACAAGAGUCAGACGAGGAGUCAGACGAUGACAAUGCAGCAUUGCUCGGGUCGUCACCACGGGCCGAGAGCAAUUGCGGCGGCGACGAGGAAGUGUACGCGGACAACCUGAUCGAAGCUUCGACGUGGGCAGCACUUGCCUACUCAGGGUUCAUGUGGUGGGCGUCGGCGGGCGAGAAGGAUGCCUCAUUUUCUGAGGAAGCAGACCGCGACCGGGCGUUGGUUGGCGACCUGUCGGACUUCAUGACCAUGUCACACGCGUCGCACGCGUCACUCCGCAGCUCGGACGAGGCAAUGGCGCAGACGUGGUACCAAGGGGCAACGGCCCCUCACACAGCCAUCAUUGCCUACUUCCACCGCGUUACGGCGGAGAUAUUCAGCACUCUCGGCGACAUCGUUGAUGCAGCGGACGACGAAGAUCACGGCUCGGAUGGGGACGAUGGAGGAGAUUCGGUGGUGGUGCACGGCGAUGACGUCAGUAGGAUGGGGUUGGAUGUUUGGAGCGAGUCGGACAAGGAUUUUGUGCAAGAGGUGCUGCAGAUGUACUUUGGAAGGAGGGCAGAUGUGCACGGCGGAAGCAUCGAGUGCUGUGGCAUCAAGAUCUGCUGA